Messenger RNA from Myzus persicae (green peach aphid), 2056 nucleotides. Its product is annotated as kelch domain-containing protein 3. Gene Ontology annotation, cellular component: cytoplasm. NCBI's taxonomy places the organism in Eukaryota, Metazoa, Arthropoda, Insecta, Hemiptera, Aphididae. The transcript has 8 exons. Gene Ontology annotation, molecular function: chromatin binding; protein binding. The record is from RefSeq and is a predicted model, not a curated record. The coding region runs from base 552 to 1772 and encodes 406 amino acids.
AAUUUCCAUAUCGAGUUUCGACAACAUUACCGUUCACCGUUCACGACGGCCGUCGCACGUGCCGCCCCACGGUGUUCUUGCCGUUCCGGUUCCGGCCUGUGGUACUGCGGACCGCGGUCCAGUCGACGACCGUAUGUGGGACAGACGCCAACCGUUGGAUAUAGGAAUUAGGAAUGUAGAAUAGACCCACCAGCGAGAAAAGAACUGCCAACUGCGAACAAACCUCGGAACCGAACUACUCGUUUAUGUCACGUCUCGUACUCUCAAAGUCUCAUCGAUGGCAGGUACUUGCCUCAAUCGACUACUGUAGUUGAACGCUAGUACCCUGAAAGGACUAAUAUUGUGUACGUAGUCCCUGUAAUAUUUAUCUUGUGCUCUUAUUUCUUAACUAUUUUCGCACGUCCGAGACUGAGGUAUAACGUCCAAAGAACCUCUCGUGCUCUCGUCGUCAGCUGCGACCAGAUUUCUAGGCACCUGUGUUGCCAGAAAAGAUUUUAAAAAAAUCAGAGUAGGUACGUGGCGACAGAAGCUUGGAAUCCAUUAGCUCGAAUAUGUACUGGACAGUUCACAUGUAUGGUGGCCCCCGACGUGUCAACCACGCAGCAGUCGCGAUUGGCACGAGCAUUUUCACUUUUGGUGGUUACUGCAGCGGUAUAGACUACAAUAACUUCAAGCCGAUCGACAUACAUAUACUAGACACUGUGAAACUGAAAUGGUGGAAAUUGGAGCUAAACAAUCAAGACUGCAAAUGUGUUCCGUUCCAGAGGUAUGGCCACACAGCAAUUAAUCUUGGUUCUAAUAUUUACCUGUGGGGUGGACGUAACGACAAUCAAGUUUGCAAUACUCUGUACUGUUUUGACACAAAUACUCUAAAAUGGACAACACCAAGUGUAUAUGGAUAUAUACCAGAACCAAGAGAUGGUCAUUCCGCAUGCGUCAUUAAAAACUGCAUGUACAUAUUUGGUGGAUUUGAAGAACACUCAGGUCUGUUUGCUUCGGAUUUGUAUAUGUUAAACUUUCAUUCCAUGGUAUGGAGUAUAGUCAAAACAAAGGGAUGUCCCCCGUCGUAUAGAGAUUUUCAUACUGCAACUGCUAUUGAUAAUAAAAUGUAUAUAUUUGGUGGUCGUAGUGAUUGGGAAGCACCAAGACAAACUGAUAAAGAUAAAUAUUGUUCCGAUAUUUAUUAUUUAGAUACCUCUAGAAAAAAGUGGGUUCGUCCAAAAGUUAAUGGUAUUAAACCCAUAGCACGACGCAGCCAUUCCGCAUUUGUGCAUAAUGGUUUUUUUUACAUCUUUGGUGGGUUUAAUAAGAAUAAAGACUUACAUUUUCAAGACAUAAAUCGAUAUGAUCCAGCUAGUUCAACCUGGAUGAAAAUAUUACCAAAGGGGACACCACCGUGUGCUAGAAGAAGACAGAUUUGUCAAUUAAUCAAUGACAGGGUAUUUAUAUCUGGCGGUACUAGUCCGAUUUUUCCCAAACCAGCAGUGACUGCGAGACAGUUGGAGUACAAUCACCCAGAUCCAUCGAUGAUAAAUUCAAAUCUCAAGGAUCAUGAUGACCUUCAUGUUCUGGAUCUGAAGCCCAGUCUAAAAGAUAUGUGUAUGGUAAAUGUGUGGGAGAAUAUGGAAGAAAUAAAAAUUGAUAAUAUAAACGACCUACGCAUUCCACUAUCAUUAAAACAUGAUCUGGCUGCCUUUGAUCCUUUUGAAAUAAUGUAUACCGGAGUCAACACGAUGCAGUCAUAUGACGAAAAUUUUCCUGUUCUUUCAUAGUAACUGAUUAAUAGUGAACCAAAACAAAAAUGAAAAACGUACUGCACUCAUUACAACACAGUAUAUUUUAAAAAUUGGUAUAAAAAUACACCUUUAAUUAUAUUAAAUCAUUGUUAAAUCAAAAAAUGAACCUAAUGAUUUAUGAGACAUACCUUAUUUAUGAAAGAGUAUUAAGUUGUUCAUCUAACAAAAUACUUAUUUAUUUGACCAUGUCUUUUUUAAUUUAUAUUGUUAUUUGUUAUAGUUAUUAAGGUAUAGAUACUAAUAUAAUAUAAUUGUUUUUA